Arabidopsis arenosa is the source of this 1573-nucleotide messenger RNA. NCBI's taxonomy places the organism in Eukaryota, Viridiplantae, Streptophyta, Magnoliopsida, Brassicales, Brassicaceae. The record is from the annotation of a GenBank genome assembly.
AGAACCAUAUACUUGAGAAAAACAGUUACAAGUUCUAGAAGCUUUUGAAUUUUUGCUAUAUUAUAUUAGCUAUUUAAUAUCAAUGGAUGGAUAUUACAAUGAAACUUCUGAAGAACCUUCUUCUUCUUCUUCUUCUGGAAGUUUAGCUAGAAGCUUGUUCCAUGAGUAUCGCCAAUCCGUUAUCCCACUCCAAAAUGGGCAUGUACCAAGCAUGGCGUUCAUGAACAAUCUUCCAUACGUAGAAAUUCGACCACAAGAGAUUCAAAGACUUGCUUUUAACGACGCUCAACGUCUAUUCUAUCAGGAAGCCAGGAUUCAGACGGUGGUAUUCAUGGGUUGCCGGAGCGGCGAGAUCGAACUCGGAAUGACAUAUGAUGCUACAAAUAUGAAAAUAGAAGCAAGUCUUCGAGAAUGGUUCCCUGAAGAUUUCAAUAGAAAGUCUUCUCCGGUAAACUCCGACUAUCUUCGGCCACCGCAUCAUCCAUCUUCAUCUUCUUCUUCUCUUAGUCCCAACAACGUCUCUGAAUAUUCCUCUCUUUUAUUCCCACUCAUCCCUAAACCUUCAACGACGACUGAACCCGUUAACGUUCCGGUACUUCCACCCUUAGCUCCGGUCAAUAUGAUCCAUCUACAACAACAAGAGCCUUUGUUCCGAAACCGUGAACGUGAGGAAGAAGCAAUGACAAAAGCUAUCUUAGCGGUUUUAACGGGGCCAUCAAGUCCUCCGUCUACUUCUUCCUCGCCGCAGCAUAAAGGAAGAGCCGCCACCGCUUUUAAGAGAUAUUACUCCAUGAUUAGUGGUCGCGGUAGAGCGCCGCUACCGAGUGUACGGAAGCAAAGUAUGAUGAAAAGAGCGAUUUCCUUCUACAAUAGGCUUAACAUUUACCAGAGAGAACGUUUUACUAGGGAAAACGCUACUACACACGGCGAAGGAAGCGGUGGAAGCAGCGGGGGUGGACGUUAUACCAGCGGGCCAAGCGCAACGCAAUUGCAUCAUAUGAUAUCGGAGAGGAGACGGCGAGAGAAGCUUAACGAGAGCUUUCAAGCAUUGAGAUCUCUCCUUCCUCCGGGAACUAAGAAAGAUAAAGCAUCGGUCCUCUCCAUUGCAAGAGAGCAACUAUCUUCUUUGCAAGGCGAGAUUUCGAAACUACUAGAAAGAAACCGGAAGCUAGAGGCGAAGCUAGCCGGAGAAAGAGAUAUUAAAAAUGAUUUACUACCCAAUGAGAGGUUUAACGUUCAUAUAAGUCAUAUAUCCGAAUCAACAUCAAGAGAGAGGAUUUUGGAUCUCAGAGUUGUUCUAAGAGGAGACAGCAUUAGGGUUGAUGAUUUGAUGAUAAGACUUCUUGAAUUCUUGAAGCAAAUCAACAAUGUGAGCUUAGUAUCAAUUCAAGCUCGAACUCGAGAUAGGGAUACUUCGGUUGUUCUUGUGAGCUUAAGGCUCAAGAUUGAGGGUGAAUGGGACGAAUCAGCCUUCCAAGAAGCAGUCAGAAGGGUUGUUGCUGACUUGGCUCACUGACAACAUGUUUGAUUAUAUUCUUCUUUUACGAUUACAAAAUUAAUAUUUGAUUAUUGA